AUGUAUGCAGGAACGUCAGUGCUCCUUUCAGUAGCAUCUGGCCGCAUAUCAUUUUUGUAUGGUCUGAUUGGCCCUUGCAUGGGACUGGACACUGCCUGUUGUUCAACUCUAGUGACAACGCAUCUAGCGAAAUCAGCUCUAGAGCAAAGCGAGUGUACGCAGGCCAUAUCAACUGGCGUAGGACUAUUGAAGCGGGAUGGAUUCCUGGCUUUUUCGGCGGCGGGGAUGCUGUCACCUCUUGGACGCUGCCACACGUUCGACAUGUAG
Aureococcus anophagefferens is the source of this 267-nucleotide messenger RNA. RefSeq lists its product as hypothetical. The transcript has a single exon. Bases 1 to 267 code for a protein of 88 amino acids. Lineage: Eukaryota; Pelagophyceae; Pelagomonadales; Pelagomonadaceae. Gene Ontology annotation, biological process: fatty acid biosynthetic process. The record is from RefSeq and is a predicted model, not a curated record. Gene Ontology annotation, molecular function: fatty acid synthase activity.